Molecule: messenger RNA, 483 nt
Organism: Drosophila navojoa
Lineage: Eukaryota; Metazoa; Arthropoda; Insecta; Diptera; Drosophilidae
Product: C-type lectin 37Db-like
Source: RefSeq, a predicted model, not a curated record
CGACGAUUCACUAUGAAGCGCUCUCUUGUUCUACUCGCAGUCUGUCUGUACAGUGCUCUCGCAUAUAACUUCAACUAUCCUAGCCAGCCUAAAAUUAGUGUGAUUUGUGAUGGUAGUGAGAUCCAUAAGUAUGAACGGGUCGGCGAGAAAUACUAUUUCCGUGGUGGAUCAAGGGUGACCUGGUUCGAAGCCGCUCACAUAUGUCGACAAUUUGGCGGAGAUCUGGCUUUGAUCGAAUCGCAGGAAGAGAUGAAUAUUCUUUCAAAUUAUCUGCUCAACUUCGACAUUACCGCUCAUUAUUGGAUAUCGGGCAACGAUCUUGUCGUGCCUCAUGACUUCAUGUCAAUAACCAACGGUCUGCCACUGAAAUUCUUCUCUUGGUCUGAUGGUCAGCCAGAUGAGCCUGGUGUUGAGCAGUGUUUGCACUUUCAUUCCAAUUCUCGUUUUAAGACCUACUCCCUUGACCUUAACACGCUUCAAUAG